Molecule: messenger RNA, 6211 nt
Organism: Vitrella brassicaformis
Lineage: Eukaryota; Vitrellaceae
Source: the annotation of a GenBank genome assembly
CGUGAACGUGUCGAUAGCUGGCUAUACAUGGAUCUGACCAACUGAUCGAGACAUUCAUCACAUUCAUGGACGAACGAGCACAGCACGGGGGGCCAAAAAUUUAUGCUCUCUCCAGCCGCGUCAGUUGGUUAAAGUCCAUCGACACAGUAGCUAGCUAAGGCUCUAUGGGCACACACAGAGAGAAAGAGAUACAUUCUGUUCUAUAGACACACUGCCGUCGCAUCGCGAACGCAGAGAACGCUCUCAAGGACUCACAUCACAUACACACAGAAGGAUGCAACUGCUACCCAUAUUGUUUAGAGACACACAGGCAGACAUCACCUCUCUGUAAACCACACACAAGUCUUCUCACCGGCGCUUCAUCACUCUACUCAAUAAAAUCCGUUCGCACCUUCAUUGACUGGCUAACGCGCCCUUCCAGAGUCACGAUGCAGCCGCUUCAUCGAGCAGCUUGCCGAGUGCCUCUUGGCUGCCGAGUGUGCCAUCUGAAGGCACCAGCUGCCGCGUGAUCCGGCCCUUGUGCAUCACCAAAACACGGUCACAGCCCCUGCAUACGCCACAAACGCACAGAGACAACGACGAAUGAGCACCUGGAUACGUGGAUGUGGGCAGUGGGGCAACGGGUACGAACCUGAUGGAAGCCGCAUGGUGUGCGACGAUCAAGGCGGCGCAGUGGGGCAGCACCUUCCGCAGCGUCACGUGCAGGGGCGGCGCACCGCUGUCGUCAGCCGCACUGCCGGCGCCUUCAUGUUCGGGAGGGGGCGGCUCGUCGAUGACCAGUAGCUGCAGGUUGGCCCCCGGUGCCUUGGCCUGCAGCAGCAGUCUCGCCACCGCCAGCUGCUGCAGCUGACCCACCGACAGGCUGUUCGAUGCGCCGUUGGUGUCACCCCCGUCGGUCCCCUCAUCCCUCCUGGCUGUCAUGCCGCCAGAUGGAGCGACCACAAGGUCCAGCCCGGGGCGUGUCCGGGCGUCCUCCUUGGGCAGUAUGGGGAUGGUGACGUCAUCACUGUCGUCGGGACAUGCACCCGACGAGUCGCGGAGGGGGGCUGGCGAGUUGGGCAGAGGGGCUGGAGGGGAGUAGAGGGCGGUGAGCGUCGGCCCCAGGCCGCAGAGAUCGAGCGCCUCCCAUAUCGUCGCAUCGUUGAAGUAGUCCUAAGGAGGAAGGAGAGGGGAAAAUUGCAGAUGUUCAACGAUGCGUUCCCACUCAGUGGAUGACUGACCUCUGGGUCGAGAAGCUCUCGCACAGUCCAGUCCUUGAGCACCACGGGAAACUGAACAGUGAGCCAACACAAGCAGCCGCCAGGUCCGUGCAUCUCGCCUACCCCAGGCAUCCACCCCUCUCUCUGCUCCACCUACCUGGGGGAGGACGCCGACAACCCUCCGGAACUCGUCAUCGGCCAUAUCCUGGGCCUCCCUCCCGGCAAUCAGUAACCGCCCGUGGCUCAGCUCCACUUGCCGCAAAACAGACAAGAGCAGCGUGCUCUUGCCUGCCCCAGUUCUCCCAACCACACCGACAUGCUCGCCGGGAGCCAGCGAGAGCGAUAUGUCACGCAACGCGGGGGGCACUCCGGCACGGUAGCGCACCUCCACUUUGUCGAGGACCAGGGCAGGUGCGCCGGGUCGGGGCGGCAGAGCUGCCCGUGCCUCCCGCUGCUGCUGCUGUCGUCUUCGUGUCCGGCGCGCUGACGGGGUGGACGAUUCCUCGGGGUCGAGCUUGACGUACUCCUGAUGGACGACGGACAGCGACAGCUUGUGUAAGGAAUGAGAAGGUGAAGGUGAGGGAGAUGUCUCGUUCCUGACCUGAAUGCGUUCGACGGAAACGAAGUUGAUCUCCAACAUGAUGAUGAAGAAAAGGAAGCCGCCGAUCAAGUCCCGCAGGUCCAUGGCAUACUGCAGCGAGAGGCCGAACAGCGUGGCGUUGCCCCGCAACUCCUCCCCUGACAGCGGUGUGGCUCUCGGACCCCUGACAGCCAGGCCCAACAGCGGACCGAGCGUCGUAAUCGUGAAGAGGGCGAAGCCAAGCAGUUGCAGCCGCAGCUUCAUCCACUGAAACGCCCUGAGGAAUGUGAGGGGGACAGUGAGUGGCUGGACCAGACUUCUGCAUGGAGUUCGCUUACGAAUAAGAGACGAGCCGGCGGCGGCCGUACAUGUUGAUGUGACGCAAGUUCUCGCCGAUAAAGGCACCCUACCAACCAAGACAGCCACAUCCCUUGCUACGCUUUUCCUCCGCCCCAGCAAGUCUUCUACCCACCUGUUGCUUGAAUGCUCGAAUGAUGGGUGCACCGGCCAUGGUCUGGUUAAAGUGCGAGAAGACCUUAGAGAGGCACUGCAUUUUCUUGCGCUCCAUCUCCCGUUGCGCCUCCUGGUUCGGCCACGCCACGUACACGAGGAACGGCACGUAGAUGACCGGCACAAAUAAGAAGGCCACGGGGGCCGUAUACAGCAGCAUGCCGGCCGUGAACAGGAGCCUCGCGCUGGAGCCGAGAACGAUCCCGAAAUAUGCCAUGAGCUGGUCGUCCACCUUCCACAUGUCGCCGGCGAUGCGGGUAAGGACGCGGCCGAGCGGGUUGGCAUCGAACCACCUCAGCGGCACGCGCAGCAGGAGGCUCUUGACCAGCUUGUUGUGGAUGGACGACGACGCCUUCAUCGAUCCAAUCGUCUCCCCCAGACACUCAACCAAACCCCAGCCGAUCAGGGCGAGCAGGAAGAUCAUGUACGUGCGGAGACAGGCCACUUGCGUGAGGACGUCGGUCUCGCCCUUCUCCGUCCACCGCUUGAAGUAUAUCUUGCCACCCUCCCGUCCAAUCUCCUUCCCCACAACCGCCAAACCGAUGAGCACAGCCAGCAGCACACCGGCAUGCUGCACGUACCUGAACAACAAGGCCGAAGAAGGAAAUGCAAGUGAAGUGGCUGCCUUCUUCUCUUCUUUCCAAUCGACUGACCAUGCGUACGUCGACAGGGACACUGACCCUUGCUUGGUCUUCUCCUCUUCGAAAAGGGCUCCUGUCCUCUGGUUCUGGCCAGUCUCGCCGACGCCUCGGUACCCGCCCAUAUCUUGCACCGCCUCCCAGGGCUGCUCCCAGUCAUUCACCGCAACGCAUUGCAGCAUAGAAUGUCGCUCCUCUAUCGAGGAUGGCACCGACCGUGGCGUGAGGGGAGUCGACGGCUCACCGCGUCCUUCUGACAUGGGUAACCCGCCGCCGAUCCUGGUCAAAGCAGCAUGUGAUGCCUCCUCUGCCCUUUCCGAGUCUGCUGCUGCUGCUGCUGCUGCCUCGCUGGGAAGAGAUGCGACACGUCCGCUGAAUAGUGCCGUCAAAGGGUGACUCGGGUCGGCAAGUGACAGCUGCUGGGCCACCUCGUCCACUUUGCCUUCCCAGGCCACGCGACCCCGGUACAUCAGCACCACUCGGACGGGCAGGGACACAGCAGCAGCAGCAGCACCAGCGUCACUGCCCUGCGGCUGCAUGGACUCACUCAGGAGGGUCUGGAAUGUGAUGGGCUGGAGACACAGAACCGUCGCAGCACCAGACAGCAGGCCGUCGGCAGCGGUGAGUUGCUUCCAUAUCUGCUGCCCCACUCGCGGAUCGAGAGAUGCGAAUGGGUCGUCGAGGAGGAAAAGGUCGGUGUCGUUAGAUGGGUUGUAGAGGGCGCGGGCCAGGGUCAGGCGCUGACGCUGCCCCCCCGACAACACAUGGCCGCCCUCGUUGACCUCCGUCACGUCACCUGCAGUCGAACAAUGAACGAUGCGACAGAAGGAGGCAUGCGUGAGAUGUGUGGGUCCUCACCGUGUGGCCAAGCGUCGAUGUCCAGACAGAGUUGACAAGCCUCCACCACCCUGUCGUAGGCCUUCUGGUCAUAGUCCCGACCGAAAAGAAUAGUCGAUCGGACCUCGCCUUGAGGGAUCCACGGCACCUGAGUCGACCACCCGAUGGUCAGCUGCUCUGCGGCCGAAGAAGACGAAGCACGCGCCGCUAAGACCCCUCCGCUUGGGUAAGUGUCAACAGUCCCCCGCAGGAGCUUCAUGUCACCCAAUAGAGCACUCAGCAGGGAGCUCUUCCCCGCGCCCCUCGCCCCCAGCAGAACCACGAUCUCGUUCCUCUGCAGCCGCAGUGAGAUGUCCUUGAGACGGAAGCCUUCCGUGCUUCCGUCGCCCCGCCAGCUGAACGUUGCCUUUCUGGCACACAGGACGUCGGCAUCAUCGAUAUGAGACGAUUGCGCGAACGAGCCGCCGCUGUCUACAUGAGAAAGCGAUGGUGAUGAAACUGGCGAUGGGCCGAUGACAACUGGUGUGGUCAGGGGCGUGGCGCCAGCCGCUGGGGCGUGCGAGAGAGCAAGGAAGUCCUGCAGGCGCUGGAGCGAGACGCUGGCCUCGAAAGCAUAUUUGAGGAUGAAGGGCAGCCAUCCCAACGCUCCCCCGACUUCCUGCAUGAUCUGUUGGACGGUGAUGAGCAUCGAUGAGCUCACGCCGAACGGCUUACCCUGAUGCAGGCCGACAAAUAGAGGGAAUGCGUGUGGCAAGCACAGAUAGAGUGUCUUGAGUGUCUUGCUGUUGUGCUGACCUCUUGUGCCUGUUCGAGGACGUAAGUUGCGAAGAAUACAUAGAGGGCCAUGCUGACCAUGAUGCCCUCACAGAACCAGGCGAGUCUGUUGCAAGCCAGCCGGGCCGUCGUGGCCGACACCUCGGGUAUCCGCACCUUGCGAAUCCUAACGAUCACCGGCUCCAUAAAGUUGAUGAUGCGCAAAGUCCGGAUCUCCGUCAAAGCCUCGUUCCACAACUCAGUGCGCUUAUCCUUCGACAGCUGCACAAACACAUAGCAUACGCACACACAUGAACAAUGGCCAAUAGAUACAGCUUCGAAGUGUACGCAUGAGUGUGUCUGGCCGCUGACCAUCAUAGGCUUCCUCAGGGCGGCGCUGAUGGCGCACAGGAUGAAAACGAUGACAAUCAUGGCCAGAACGGUGACGAGCGGAGCGAUGGUCGAUGACCUCCCUCCCCCUUCGCGCGACAGCAGCCAGAAGGAGAAGCCAAGUUUGAGUGGAAGCAACAGACACGUCAGCGCUCCGUCUGUGAGCCACUGGAGAGGGUCCAGGUCGUUCGUUAUGAGGGUAUAAAGGCUCGCGCGUUCCCCCUUGCCGUCCGUACCGGUGCCCUCUCGCUCGUCAGUGGGUCGGUUGCUGGCCUUGCCGGUCGUGUCGAGGCCACGGUGGAAGAUGGUGGUGAUGAGGCUCUGGCUCAGCCGCAAGUAGAGCCGCCACGUCAUGAAGUCAAAGUGCACGUGCGUGAGGAUCUUCAGGAGGCUCAGGACAAGCAACAUGAGACGAGAGCCAAACUCUGCAGAAUGAAUGAGUCAGUCAGUCAAUAAUAAUGAACGAAUCAAUCCGACGGAUUGAUUGCCUGUCGUGACAGCCAGCCACUCAAUCAGUGACUGACUGACUGACUCACUCACUCACUCACCGUUGAGCAGCUCAGCGUUUGUGUGGCCCUGUGCUGAUUCAGCAAAGCCCACAACAUUCUUGAGCUUGUAUAUGUACAUGAGACCACAUGCGUCGUUGAGCACACGGAGAGCCAAGCACUGCAGCAGGGGCACCCAGAAGGUCCGCAUCAGCACUGGGAGAACCCGAGGCCGGCGGCCCUUCUCCUCUGCUCGCGCCUGCUCACGAGAGAGCUGAUGCUGCAUGACAUGUCACGUACAAUCGGAGCGGCAAUAGUGAAGCAACGGACAGUGCUACAGUGUGCGCAUGUUGUCUUUCGCUCACUCACCUCGAGUCUGUCCGCCCAGAGGAAGGGUGCAUCGCAGUCAGACAGGUGUGGCACCACCUCGGUAGUGUCAUCGCCCUUGGACGUCUUUGCCCACCUCAGCGAAGCAGACUGAGCGGCGAGGUACGGCCCGACCCAACUGAUGAAAAACACAUGCAGGGAUGCGUUCAAACUUCACAGCCGUGUUUGCUGUGGGCUUGUGUGUCUGGUGUGUGUGCUAGCCUGAUGAACAGCCGGCCGAGGAAGGACGCCUCCUGCUCAGGUGCCGACGCCUCGCACAGCUUCUUAGCGCCACGCUGUCUGCCGCUCCCGUCAUCAAGCAAUGGCUGUCUAUCGGCCGCGCCAUUCUUUGUGUUCCGUCGCUGCAUCAGGACUCAGGUCGUCAAAGAGUUGUCGUGCUUGCCAUAAACGAUUGUUGGCCUGCUGCACGAUGCCUAAGGACUACCAAGACAG